This is a messenger RNA of Pestalotiopsis fici W106-1, 1119 nucleotides long. RefSeq lists its product as uncharacterized. The coding region runs from base 1 to 1119 and encodes 372 amino acids. NCBI's taxonomy places the organism in Eukaryota, Fungi, Ascomycota, Sordariomycetes, Amphisphaeriales, Sporocadaceae. Gene Ontology annotation, biological process: beta-D-galactose catabolic process via UDP-galactose, Leloir pathway. The transcript has 4 exons. The record is from RefSeq and is a predicted model, not a curated record. Gene Ontology annotation, molecular function: UDP-glucose 4-epimerase activity. Gene Ontology annotation, cellular component: cytosol.
AUGACCGUUGGAACCGUUCUGAUCACCGGUGGUACCGGCUACAUUGGCUCCUUCACAUCUCUUGCCCUCUUGCAAAAUGGGUACGAGGUCAUCAUUGUAGACAGUCUCUACAACUCGUCCGAGGUCGCCCUUGACCGCAUCGAGCUCAUUUGCGGCAAGCGACCCAAGUUUCACAAGGCCGAUAUCACCAGCGAGGAGGAGCUCGACAAGGUCUUUGCGCAACACCCCGAGAUUGACAGCGUCAUCCACUUUGCUGCCCUCAAGGCUGUUGGUGAGUCUGGAGAGAUUCCUCUCGAGUACUACCGCGUCAACGUCAGCGGUACCGUUACUCUCCUGCGCUCCAUGCAGAAGCACGAUGUCACAAACAUCGUCUUCUCCUCGUCCGCGACCGUCUACGGUGAUGCCACCCGCUUCGAGAACAUGAUUCCCAUUCCCGAGCACUGCCCGAUUGGCCCUACCAACACCUACGGCCGUACAAAGAGCUUCGUUGAGAACAUCAUUGAAGACUUCAUCAACGCUCAGAGACAGAACGCCCAGAAGGCUGGCAAGCCUUUUGAGCAAUGGAACGGUGCCAACCUCCGAUACUUCAACCCUGCUGGUGCUCACCCCUCCGGUAUCAUGGGAGAGGACCCUCAGGGCGUGCCCUACAACCUGCUGCCUCUCUUGGGCAAGGUUGCCACUGGCGACCGACCCAAGCUCCUGGUCUUUGGCGAUGACUACGCCUCCAAGGAUGGAACCGCCAUUCGUGACUAUAUCCACGUUGUCGAUCUUGCACGUGGCCACUUGGUUGCCCUCAACUACCUGCGCGAGAAGAAGCCCGGUAUCAAGGCGUGGAACCUGGGUUCGGGACGUGGCAGCACCGUUUUCGAGAUGAUCAAGGCCUUCAGCAAGGUCGUCGGCCGCGACCUGCCGUACGAUGUUGUGCCGCGCAGACAGGGUGAUGUUCUGGACCUCACAGCCAACCCGACACGCGCCAACCAGGAGCUCAACUGGAAGACUGAGCUGACCAUGGAAGAUGCCUGUGAGGAUCUCUGGCGCUGGGUGUCCAACAACCCCAAGGGCUACCGACAGGAGCCCCCGCCGGAGUUGCUGGCUGCCGUCAAGGCCAAGACCUCGUGA